AUGCGCCUUGUCUUCCUGCUCUUCCUAGUGCCCUUCUGCUCUGCUGCAGUACUCCAGCUCCCUACCAAAAGCACCGGCUCCCUUCGUGCCAAGCUCAUCCAAGCUGGAAAAUACCAAGAAUUCCUGGCUUCCCAGCAUGCUGCUCGGCUCCAGCAGCUCAACACCGGAUCCCAGCCACUCAUCGAUUACUAUGACGACAUGUAUCUCGCGAACAUCACUGUCGGGACCCCGCCACAACCUGCUAGUGUAGUUUUGGACACUGCAUCCGCCAACUUGUGGGUCAUCGAUGCUGCAUGCAAUUCACAGGCGUGCAAUGGGAAUCCAGGUUCGGGGUAUACUAAGCAGAAGUUUAAUCCGAACAAGUCUUCGACAUUUGUGAAGGGUACCCGCAGAUUCUCUAUUCAGUAUGGCUCUGGAACUAGCAGUGGGUACCUGGGAACUGAUGUCUUGCAACUCGGGGGACUAACGGUUAAGGCUCAAGAAUUCGGAGUUGCAACAAAUCUCGGUUCAGUCUUAGGAAGUGAGCCAAUGGACGGUAUCUUUGGGCUCGGAUGGCCAGCAAUCUCUGUAGAUCAAGUAACCCCUCCAAUGCAGAACUUGAUCUCCCAGAAGCAGCUAGACGCCCCUCUCUUCAGUAUCUGGGUGGAUAGAAAGCUUCAAGUCUCCCAGGGUGGCACCGGAGGACUCAUUACAUAUGGUGCUGUGGACACAAAGAAUUGUGAUGCUCAGGUGAACUAUGUCGCGUUGAGCUCAAAGACGUAUUGGCAAUUUCCGAUGGAUGGGGUGGCGAUUGGAAAUUAUGCAAUGAUGAAGCAGGAGCAGGCAAUCUCUGACACCGGAUCCGCCUGGCUUGGUCUCCCAAAUCCAGUCCUCAAUGCAAUAGUCCAACAAACCAAGGCCACCUAUGACUGGAACUAUGAGAUCUACACACUCGACUGCUCCACUAUGCAAACUCAGCCUGAUCUUGUAUUCACUAUCGGUGGAAUGCAGUACCCUGUGAAGUCUAUCGAGUAUAUUCUUGACUUGGGACUUGGAAAUGGGAGAUGUGUUCUUGCAAUGUUAUCAUACUCUAAUACAGGAUUUGGACCGUCAUAUGUGCUUGGGCACGUGUUCAUUCGACAGUUUUGUAAUGUAUAUGACAUUGGAAAUGCUAGAAUUGGAUUUGCAAAUGCUCAUCAUAGUUUCUAAAGUGUUGUUUUGUGGAAUAAAGUUGUAU
Molecule: messenger RNA, 1216 nt
Organism: Caenorhabditis elegans
Lineage: Eukaryota; Metazoa; Nematoda; Chromadorea; Rhabditida; Rhabditidae
Gene: asp-16
Product: Peptidase A1 domain-containing protein
Exons: 2
Coding region: 1-1188 (395 amino acids)
Biological process (GO): proteolysis
Cellular component (GO): extracellular region
Molecular function (GO): aspartic-type endopeptidase activity
Source: RefSeq, marked reviewed